AUGUUCGUCGUCGACGAGGGCAGGCACGUCCUCGAUCGCCAGGGGGGAGGGGAUCAGGAGGACGCCAAGGACAAGGACAAGGACAAGAUGCACGACCAGGUCCAAGAUGAUGACGCCGAUCCCUACGUCAGGCGCAUGCGCGAGGUGCAGGCCCGCAUGGAUGAUCUGGCGGUCGCGGAGGAGAGGCAGAAGGCCCAUGGCGGGUCUUCUUGA
Messenger RNA from Endocarpon pusillum Z07020, 213 nucleotides. RefSeq lists its product as uncharacterized. Lineage: Eukaryota; Fungi; Ascomycota; Eurotiomycetes; Verrucariales; Verrucariaceae. The record is from RefSeq and is a predicted model, not a curated record. The transcript has a single exon. The coding region runs from base 1 to 213 and encodes 70 amino acids.